Messenger RNA from Petromyzon marinus (sea lamprey), 6286 nucleotides. It is a transcript of the gene CHN1, whose product is annotated as chimerin 1. NCBI's taxonomy places the organism in Eukaryota, Metazoa, Chordata, Hyperoartia, Petromyzontiformes, Petromyzontidae. Gene Ontology annotation, molecular function: GTPase activator activity. The record is from RefSeq and is a predicted model, not a curated record. Gene Ontology annotation, biological process: signal transduction; regulation of small GTPase mediated signal transduction; positive regulation of GTPase activity.
UUUCUUUUCCUGUUUGACUUGGGUGCGUGCCAGUGACACACGCCAUAAAUCUCUUCUAAGAAACCCGCUUCCUUCCACCGCCGCCGGGGUCCCAGGACUCGGAGGCGGAGUGCAGCGAGCGCCGCCUUCGCUGCCGCUCAGAGCCGCGCGGCCAGGAGGCUCCGCUCCAGGCCGUCUGGAUUUGCCGAAAGCUUUCGCGAAGCCGGGGAGUAAUGCCGGCCUGAAGGUUUCACUCGACGGAUCGUCAUUAAGGCGAUCGCUCCCCCAGUCCUCGCCCCCCCCCCCGUCCCGCCUACGGUCACGCCAGCUCGACAACACAAACAUGCGGUGCUUAAAGGAGAAGUUUAUUUUUUCUUGUUAAAUUCAUGCAGCCUCUCACGGGGCCAUCGUGGCACAGGCAGAUGGCGUCCCGCGCCGUCGUGCUCAAACCCCGACGCAGGACCCGUCCAGAGGGCGAGGACUACCAGCCGCCCAUAUGGAAAUCCUACCUGUACCAGUUGCAGCAAGAGGCUCCUCACCCCAAAAGGAUCACGUGCACACAGGAGGUCCCCAAUCGCCCCAAGCACUACGGCCGAGAGUUCCACGGGAUGAUCUCGCGAGAAGACACGGACAAGCUCCUCGGAGGGCUCGAGGGGAGCUACCUGAUCCGGGAGAGCCAGCGUCAGCCGGGCACCUACACGCUGGCGCUGCGAUUCGGGAACCAGACGCGCAACUUCCGCCUCUUCUACGACGGGAAGCACUUUGUGGGCGAGAAGCGCUUCGAGUCGAUCCACGACCUGGUCACGGACGGCUUCAUCACCCUCUACGUGGAGACCAAGGCGGCCGAGUACAUCGCGCGCAUGACCAUCAACCCCAUCUACGAGCACGUGGGCUACACCACCGCCGGCUCGGCGGGGCCCGCGGGAGGCGGUGGCGGCGGCGGCGGCGGGAGCGGGAACUGGCGCGCGGCGCGCUCGGGCGCCGCUCGGGACGUCCGCGCUGUCACGCCGUCCGCGCUCGCGGACAACGAUCUGAGCUCGCCCGGCGACAAGCUGUCGGCGCUGGUGCGGCGCGCCACCCUCAAGGACGGCGAGCACACGGCCAAGUACGAGAAGGCGCACAACUUCAAGGUGCACACGUUCCGGGGCCCCCACUGGUGUGAAUACUGCGCAAACUUCAUGUGGGGCCUCAUCGCGCAGGGAGUCAAAUGUGCAGACUGCGGCUUGAACGUGCACAAGCAGUGCUCCAAGGUGGUUCCCCACGACUGCGAGCCGGACCUGAAGCACGUGAAGAAGGUGUACAGCUGUGACCUCACGACGCUCGUCAAGGCUCACAACCGCAAGCGGCCCAUGGUGGUGGACAUGUGCAUCAAGGAGAUUGAGAUGCGCGGGCUGCGCUCCGAGGGCCUCUACAGGGUGUCUGGCUUCAGCGAGCACAUCGAGGACGUCAAGAUGGCGUUUGACAGAGAUGGCGAGAAGGCCGACAUCUCGGCCAAUUCGUACGACGACAUCAACAUCAUCACCGGGGCCCUCAAGCUCUACUUCCGAGACCUGCCAAUCCCACUCAUCACCUACGACGCCUACCCCAAGUUUAUCGAAGCUUCAAAGCUGAUGGACGCAGACGAGCGGCUGGAGGGGAUCCACGAGGCGCUGCGACUGCUGCCACCCGCUCACUACGAGAGUCUGCGCUACCUCAUGGCACACCUCAAGCGGGUGACACUUUACUCCAAGGAAAACCUGAUGAGCGCCGAGAACCUGGCCAUCGUCUUUGGACCCACGCUCAUGCGGCCUCCGGAGCAGGACGUCCUCGCCACCCUCAACGACAUCCGCUACCAGCGCCUCGUCAUCGAGACGCUCAUCAACAACGAGGAGAUCCUCUUCUGAGACGCCCUUGCCCCACCUCGCGGUGGUGGCGGGGGGUGGAAGGGGUGGGGGGCGAUGGCCGCCGCCUUCCUCCCAUAGCAGCGCGGGUGCUUCAAUUGUCUGGGGGCGGGGGAGGGCCCCCACUUCAAAAACACCGUCAGCCACUCGCUCCCUCUGCUCACCUGGCCACCCGACUCGGCGCACAGUGGAAAUCUUGCCGACGUUCGGAGUGCGGCACACGGGCCCCGCCUCUCGGGAGAGGAGGCUCACUCCCGGACCAUCGUUCCUCGCGCCCACCAACCGGCCACUUUGUCAUUGCCGCCACUUUGGGCUCUGGGAUCCAGCUGGGCUGGAGGAAGGAGGCAGAGGAGGCCACGGGGCUCCUCCAGCCGUGACUGCUCAUUGUCACGCGGCAUUGCGACGAUGCGCAGGAGAUAGUUAUCUGGGCGGUGUCUCUUUAGGUUUCUCCCUGAUUAAUAUUUUGUUGAUAUUUUGAGUAGAAAAAAGGGAACUGUUAUACUUUGGAUCCUGUAGCUUGUACGGUCGCAAGAGCAAAUUUCUCGAUAAAUGUAACUUCACGCCACACUGUACAGCAUUGGUUAUAAUGCCAGCUGUAAUGUGAAUCUAAUUUUAUGCACAUGUGGGGAAUUCAAUGGUUUACAGUGCUGGGUAUUUAUUUUUGUGCCACCCUUUAAUGAGAUGGGUAAUUCUUGAAAGCUCGAGAGCGAGUGAUGUGCUUUCCCAGUGCGUCAGCAUUGCCUUCAGAGCCUCAGCUAAUGUUUUCGGGGCCAAACGUCAGCCAAGCGACUAAACGGCUUUUCUGAAAUUUGUCUCUUAAUUUGUUUCUGACGAAAUGAUUUUGUUCACACUAUAGCUUUCGUUAUUGUUUACAUGCCCGCUCCACGCAUAAUUUAUUUGAGCUGUGUAUGCGUCACAAUGCUGUUGCAUUGAUUUUUGGGGGGGGGGUGGUAAUGGGGUGGGAAUGGUGGGGGGGAAUCCACAUUGGAUUCCUGUGUGAAAUUCCGGGAUGAAGUCGUUGGCACGGCACCUCGGCAUGAGGGGGGGGGGGGGUUGGGGAGGCGGUUGUUGACACCCCGACUGAAUUAUAUUCCGAUAGCUAUAGCUUUCUGUUGUAACGUGUGCGACCUGUGACCCAGUUUCACUUUUUAUUUUAUUUCCAACCAAGGAAUUGAAAAAAAUAUUUGGGUUGCCGUGCCCGUGUUCAUUUACGAGAAGAAAAAACAAAAAACAAAACAAAAAACUCUCGCUUCAUCUCGGGAAGUCCGCGAGCGUUAAAUCCCAUCGGAGUAAACGCGUUGCGAGGCCCGUCACACGUUUCACCGGCGGGGACGUCCGCUGGGCACGCCUCCCCCCCACUCUCCACGCCGCGAGUUCCGACGCUCUUUGUCACCUCGAGACAAAGUGUGCAGUGCACAGCUGUGAUGUCAACUCACCAAAAUAGCCACGUGGUGGCCGGGGAAACCAGCCACGUGGUGGCCGGUGAAACUGCCCGAGGCACUUUUUACUUCCGCCCCCCUCCCCGCCCUUCCCUCGCUUUCCGCAGCUGUUAAUCUUCCGCGACUGCACUGUGCUAUAUUUUACACAAGUGUGGCUGUUGUGAAAAACGCCAAAGCAGGCCUUGAAUACGCGCAGCCCCCGACGCUGGAUAUAUACAUGUGUACGUGGCUCUCGAGCAGGUGCUUUAACCUUCGCGUGUUUACCCGAGGGUGCAGCCGGGGGCAACGCUUGGCUGCUUCCUGUUUUGAGCAUUUCCUUUUCACGUGGAAUGAAAGCGGAGUACGCGGAGAAAACCCACAACGCACAGGUUUGACACUCCACGCAGAUAGGUUCAGCUACCCGUCUGCUACACAGCUUCUGACCAGGGAACCCCUUUGCCCCUUCAGGUCGGAGUCGCACGCACACAUAACCAUCUCGGCGCAAUCCGUCAGACCUGCCUGGUGUAGGCCACCCCGCCCAAGAAACAGGCCGCCACGGUGCCGUUGCUCUCCAAGGCCCCAGGUGGGAUGUGCAUGUUCCUGCGGCAUGGAAUGGACCAGACCCAGCAGGGGUAGCUAUCUGAACUGAAAAGUAAAAAACUCAACUAUUUAUUUGUAUUUACCAGGUAAUGCCCACUGAGCUUGAAAAGCUCUUUUUUUCAGAAGCGACCUGGCUGUCACAAUUUAUAGCUCGCCGAAGUGGCUUAUCACCAUGUGGAAAUUAACAGCGGCCAAAUAUUCGAAACGCGCGUUGAUUCUAAAUGUGGGGAGAAAAACCAGAGGGGCUGGAGAAAAAUCCACGCGGCCGAGGAGAAACUCCAAAUAUACGGUGACACGCGUUCUGCCCGAGUCCACUUUGCUUUUCUCCACUGCCGAUGAUGUCGAUCGUUCCGAGUCAAUGUGAGGAGGAGUCGUCGUCCUCCUCGUCACGCGUUGUGCGAUCACACGACCGCGAACCGCUCUCGCGUGACCGAUAAAAACAACAAUAUAUAAAACGAAACUAAUUUUUUUACCAUGUAAAGCGCACUGAGAUACGUAGCUUUCAUUCGCAAGCGACCUGGCGGUUACAAAUGACAGCUCAAAUGAAGUGGAUUAUUGUCAAGUGGAAAUGUUUCGCAGCAGCAGCAGCAGCUACAUCACACUCUCCAUGCACGUCGAUCCUGAAUGUGGAGGGAAAAGCCGGAGGACCCGGAGACAAAUCCACGCGACCACGGGGAGCCAAAGGAAACACGCAAAACUCCACACAGACAGCAGGCGUCAGGGUCGGGGUCGGGAUCGAACCCACGACCUCCUGCAUACAAGGCGAGGGUGUUAACAUCUCACCACUGCGGCGCCACCGCGUAUCGAGCAUGCAGGCGGUGUGUAACCACACCACGAAUCGCAGGCCAGGUACUACGAAGGGGAAAUUGGACAGGGUGGGUGCCCCAUUAAUCCCUGACACCGGGGCCCAUGCCAGUUACACGAUGCCACUGGACCUGCCUUGUCUCCGUGUCACGUUGGGUGAUGCUACACCAAGGCUCGGCCGAAUAACAUUUUCAAUGCAGCUCACGAAGACGUUUUUCUUUGCACUUGCAUCGUCAUUAAAAAAAUAUUGCAGCUUUAAAGAGUAAUUCCCACACGCAGCUGUAUUUACAAAAAGAUCCCCUCCCCGAGUAUUUGAGUUCAAAGAUUUGUGCGACUCGGUCAUGUGUUUUGUUAAGGACGAAGGUAUACUCUGUCAAAUGUGAACCAAGGACAUGCAUGGCGAUCAAUGCAGUUUCACCGACUCGCCACUCGUUGCAAGACUCACAUCUGUCACAUGCCUCGGCAGUUUUUUUUGACGCGUUGACAUUUCUGAGCCAUUUUGGAUGAGGCAUGCGUCGGAACAAAUCGCUUUGGCGUGCUCUCGAUCAGCGCUUCCGUCGCUAUCAAAAGCACCGCAGCGUGGUGGUGCCCCAGUGAGCGUUGUCGCGCUGUUGGGCAGCCGCCACUGCCUGCGUGCCUGCGUGCGCUUGUGGUGUGCAGUCUCGACAGAGGGUUCCCUUGCAGGGCUUUUAAGAGGCGGAGAUGCGUGCCGUGUCCAAAGACGCGGCUGACUCCUUCGCAAGCAGAACGCCUUGCCCAAAACAUCGCCCCGUUCGCACACGUGUCUUGUUUUUUGUUUGUUGUCUUGUCAUUCAUCACGGAGCGUCGUCUCGUAAACACAACGGGGUGGGGGGGGGCUUUUUGCUCACUCUCGGUGGCAUCGUGUGAUGGUAGCGUCGGUUAAAAAAAAAAGCUUCCACGCGCCCCCCCGAAAGCGGUCUUCAAAACUCGCGUCGUGGAUUAAAAUCGGCUCGUUGAGUCGCAGACAUCAACCCACGAGCGGGGGGGGGGGGGGGUUGGUGGCGUGUGGCCACUGAACGUUUCUCACGCUCGUGACCGUCGUGUAACGUUCAAGGCUUCCAGGCUCUGUGCGUGCACGCCGGCUCGUUGGUGUGGCUACAGCAGUGAGGACUGCACGGUCCGUGCCGUACGCGUGUAUGCGUUUUUAACUUCUUUUGCACCGUACGUAGCCAACCGUGCUACUCGGAGGUGUGGUGGGAGGACGCCAAACUAAACACAAAAAUAAAUUUUCAAGAAAUUAGUUUUCGAUCUAGAUGAUUUAAAAGUGCAUAGCUUCAGUGGCUUCCUAAUGCUGGAAGGGAGAGCUUUCUAGAUGGCCGCAGAAGCGCGUCUGAAAGCGCGCGAUGCAGUGGCCGUCUUUGUUCGAGUCCGUCUGCGUGUGCGUCCCGUCUUCACGAGCGUGCGGACCUCUGGCUCGUCGGCGUGUUGUUGGAGCCGUGACCAAUCAACCCGGUGGGGGCGAUUCAUUUUGUGUCACUUCGGAAAAAACAAACUCAAGAUGCGUGCCACCGUUGUGCAGAACUUGGCUGUACAUUCACUGUAUUGAUGUGCUUUACGAUGUAAGUUAUUAAAUGUGUUUCUCAA